Messenger RNA from Iphiclides podalirius (scarce swallowtail), 393 nucleotides. Lineage: Eukaryota; Metazoa; Arthropoda; Insecta; Lepidoptera; Papilionidae. The record is from the annotation of a GenBank genome assembly.
AUGCUCCAUUGCUACUUUCUGACUCCGCAGUGGACCCGAUCCAAUCGGACCGUGGAGGCCGGGCCGGUCAUUCGCACGUGUAGGCUUUUCAGGGGAGCACCUUGCUCAGGCCUCGGCUCAGAGGCCCGGGGGGUCGGUGACCUGUUCAGGCGUGCGGCCACGCCCGAUUGGAUCGGCUGUGAUCAGGCCGCGGCAGGUAAUUGCCCAAUCGGUGCUUCCGUGCGGUCGGGCAUCGGAAGCGUCCGCAGAACAGGCGCGAUUGACAACGUUGAGAUUUACAGCACUCAGGGAUCCCCACCACCGGGGAGACAUUCAGGGCCGGAUUUAGGGCAGGGCAACCUGGACCUCAACAAAAGAGGGACCCCCACAAUAGAGACUAAUAAUAUUUCGGUC